Molecule: messenger RNA, 495 nt
Organism: Brassicogethes aeneus
Lineage: Eukaryota; Metazoa; Arthropoda; Insecta; Coleoptera; Nitidulidae
Source: the annotation of a GenBank genome assembly
AUGCCCCACAGUGUGUGCGUUUGUAAGUAUCAUGCUAACUUUAGUUAUCUAGUAGAAAGUAUACAUAAAGAAAUUAAAACAUUUCCACAAAGUUCUAAAGAGUUACUGCUAGCUUUGUGUUGCAACAUUGAUGCAAGUAAGUGUAUGAAUGGAAAAUGCGAGGAAUGUGAGAACGAUAUCGAAUAUACGCUCGUCCCUUUGAGAAUUUUGAGUGAGUAUACUGAGUUGAAUAUAACCUGGAAAUUCUGGCAAAAUUCACUUGGAAGACCACAUCUACUUCAUAUAUCAGGAUCAGUAAAAGCGGCACUUGAAUCCCUGCAGGGAUUACUAGGGUUGGGGAAGCACGCCAAUGUAAAGCACCUAUGUGUGACAUGUGAACAUUUAGAACCAGGGGACAGGAAACAAGCUAGUGAAGCUUGUGACGCGUGGAUUUUAGACACAUGCCGAUUGGAAAUAACCAGAAUUGAAAUCUGCUUGCAGCAGAACGCGUCUUGA